GCCGCCACCGACUCCAGUCAUAAAGUCUAUCGUGGAACCGUCUACCAACUUAGUUGUUGAGCCCUCAACUCCAACGCCGCCUCCAACUGUAGUCAUAAAGUUUAUCACGGAACCGUCUACCAACUUAGUUGAUGAGCCACUCGUGGCAUAUGACAUCGUGACCGCGCGCAAGCGACGUCAAGUUUUGGAGAUAAGCACUACCACAUCACCCAUCGAAAGCACAACAGUACCUGAUGUAAUCGAAACAAGUACAAUGACUGACGGCCGACAAGCCGUGGAGGGCAUUACAGUAAUGCUGGACCUAAGCGCGCCGGUAAGCAGCACUGAAUCACCGAUAUCAACAACCGUUACCACUACCCAACUCGAACCCUUCAUUCCACUCAUAGGUUUCGACGUCUCCAUACUACCAGCCUCUGUGUCACACGUACCUUUUGUACCACGCAUUCCAAUCGACUCAACAACAACUAGCACUUCAACUGAGGCGUCGAUAGUUUUGCCAGGGCAAGUCGUUGCAGUUACCACACCACAUUUCCCGGCUCAGAGUCGACGCAUCGCACGCGCGGUAUCUUUCAAUGUUAUGGACCAGAGGAAAAUGACAAAAGCCACACCUGUCCCACCAUUGCCUCAAACAGAUGCACGCGGUACGAAAAUGUCCCAUUUGCCACGUAGCUCGCGUAAGUUACGCGCUGUGGAUGAGGCUGCUGUUGCAGCUCCACUCGCAGAGAAGGAGGGCAGCACUGUCGUUGCGGAGCAAGAGGUGACAACGCAGGCCAACAAUUGCGAUAUUGGGUGCACGAAAUUCGAUUUUAAUCCUGUUUGCGCUUUCAAUGGCGAGUGCUAUCACCAAUUUCCCAAUCAAUGUGUUAUGGAUACAUUCGUGUGCAAGCGUCCUGAUUUGGGCUUCAAAUCAACACCGCGCCAACGUUGUGCAAUGCAUUGGCUCAAGCAUUGUAAGGCAGAGGAGCUGAAGAGCGAAUAGUGGUUAGUUAGGGGUAAGAAGUAAAUCCCUUCCUUAUUUGUUUUAAUAAUUUUAUCAUAUAAGUAUUAAAAAGUUAU
Rhagoletis pomonella (apple maggot) is the source of this 1056-nucleotide messenger RNA. RefSeq lists its product as uncharacterized. The record is from RefSeq and is a predicted model, not a curated record. Gene Ontology annotation, molecular function: protein binding. Lineage: Eukaryota; Metazoa; Arthropoda; Insecta; Diptera; Tephritidae.